Molecule: messenger RNA, 1591 nt
Organism: Homalodisca vitripennis (glassy-winged sharpshooter)
Lineage: Eukaryota; Metazoa; Arthropoda; Insecta; Hemiptera; Cicadellidae
Exons: 6
Coding region: 174-1319 (381 amino acids)
Source: RefSeq, a predicted model, not a curated record
AACAACAUAACCGCAAUAGUUAUGUUUUAUAAACAUCAUCAAUUGCAGUGCAAAUAAAAAAAAAAUAGCUGAUAUUAAACAUUACGGACUGUUUUAACUAAGGACCCAUACAUGAUGUCCAAUGAAAUGGUCUUUACACAUUUUAGUAAAAUUCAAACGAGUUUGAGUUUACUAUGGAGGGAUUCCCAUCAAAACCAAUUGUAUCCCUCCAACAUUUCUGUUGUUGUAUUUCAUUAAUUAACGGAGUGCGGAUAAUUAGUGUAAUGGCCAUUGUGUUUGGGUUGUCUUUCACACUUCUUGCCAAUUUGAUAAGCGACUGGAAUUUCGCUGAAAUCAUUGAGGUUGUCUGCCACAUCACUGGUAUGUUGUUCUACAUCUGGUUCAUGACUUUGCUCCUGGUUUUAAGUUUGGAUCUAAAAGUCCCAAGAAUGCUAGCUGUCUGGGUUGCGAUGACUCUGUCGGUAUGGUUGUUUCUUACCCUCUGCUUCUUCAUUGUAUGGCUGAUAAUAUAUCGUCACAAAAGUAUUGAUUUAUUUACCAUCACUGUGCUCACUUGUGUUGUAGCCAAUGUGUUCACCAUUUACAGUGUUUGGGUGUUGAAGAGUUACUUCUACAACUUGUCACAUCAGAUGAGAAGGUUAUCUCCAAGACCUCCUCUUCUGCAGACCCGUCCAAGAUUGGAUAGUGUAGUUUAUUUUUCAACCUUGGUAAACAUGAUAAUUCCACAGCCCAACACUCGUGAGAGUCAGGCAUCUACACGCAGCAAGCAAUCAUUCAGGCGAUACCACGGCAGCUCGAGGAUUGAAGAAGUUUUAAAAAUAAUCGAAGAAGACGGCAAAUUAGGUGAACACGAAUUACAAAGAUCAAGCCUGGAAAGGAGUUAUGCUACGACAGAUGGAAGUAAUUCUUUACUACCCAAAUCGGGAAAGAACAACUUCCAUGGACAACCACCAAGAGAAGAAACUGCACUCUUACUGGGCAUUAGGAAUUCGUAUUUCAACCAACGCAAGUCAACAGUUUCUUCGAGAGGGAAUUCGCCACACUCAAGUGAACGUCAGUUAGAAGAAGACGACCCAAACACAUUGACGGAACAUACAGAGAGUCUGGCACUGCAGACAGAAACCAAUCAGGAAGCCUCAACCUCAUCUGAACAACCGAGGGAUCCACCAGAUGGACAACCGUCCUCAUCAAAGGUUCAAUUUAACCCGAUCCUCAAAAUUCAUAACAUUGAUGACAAGCCGCUGAGAGCUCUUAAGAAGAAAAGAGUUUUGACUCCAAAAUCUCAUAAACAGUCAAAAACUAAUAAUGAACCAGAGUGAAGAAGAUCAUUUAAUUUACCAUCACAAGUAAGCAGUUUUUACCACAUGAACAAUUAAAACGAACUUGUUUUAAAGGCAUUUGAACAUAAUUUUUAGCUUCAUGUUACAUGUUAAGAUAGGUUAUGAUAAUGAAUAACUAUUGCGUUCAAUUAAAAGUACUAACACUGUAUCUGAGCCUAUUUCCUGUUUCCUAAUAGCUUAAUUUGUGGAAUAUAUAUAUGAAAUACUGAUAUAAAAAGUUUGAGAUUUUACACGAAAUAAAUGAAUUUCAA